UUCACCACAUGUGCAAAAGCGAGUCGAGUUUCUUUCGCCAUGGAAGCGCCAAGCGAGGGUCAGCGUGGAUAUCAUCCACGGCAUGCCACGGAGUCAAAGGCUGACAUGCGGAAGCUCAAGGCAAACAAGCAGUUUUUUCGAACAAACAGCGAUCCACUUGCAAUCGUCUCUGACCCAAGAACCAAGCGCCGAGCAUCUCUUGCCUUGCGCCAGGUCAUUGUCAGCGGCACAGAAACAGCACUUCAAGAGCGGACCGGUGGCCUAGUACAGGACUUCUUGCGAAGAGACGUUGAGGCUAGCCGGCUUUUGGCUAGUACCGUGAACACAUUUUUGAUUGACUCAUCCGGAAGUGAGGAUGAGGACCGGCCUGUUCUAAGUGAAGCCACUGCGAGCACGGAUAUGAGCAGCAGGCUCAGCAGACGGCAGAGGACUCACAUCUUUGCUGACAGAUCCUUCUGGAGAAGAGCCAGACAGAUCGCUUGCUUUGAAUAUGUUGCAGAGCAGAUGCGCAGCAGUGUCAGUUCGUUCUGGAAGGAACACUUGACUGAUGCAGUGAACGGGCUCCGGCAAGCUCAGAUCCAAGCUAGGGACAUCUUGAAGCUGGUGCAGCGUUGCCGUGGUCUGGAAACUGCUGUUGACUUUCAAGUGGGGUUGCUUUCCUUUCGCGAUGUCUUGAAAGACAGACGCGAGCCAGAGGAAGCCUUGACCAACCCACUCCAGAGGUUCGAUAGCAAGGGUUCGCGUGACUUCUGGAGCAUUUACCACAAAGAGGACAGCAAGUGGGUGCCAAGCCAAAACCAGCCAGCCGAGCUGCUCAAGUCUUUGCUCCCGAAGUCGGAAAGCAAUGACAAGAACAAGGAGAGCCAUGCAGCAUUGAAAUCAAAGCGUUCGCAGGUUGCCCGGAAGGUCUUGGAGCACCGUCGCGAGAUCCAGCAAAAACGCUUGCCACUCAUUGAGCCAAAAUCCAAGCCUCGAGCAACACCAGAGAUCCAGGAGUUCCAUCUUGACAGCCGGCCAAUGACGCGGCAGGAGCAGGGCUACUUUGAUCUGGGAAGGUUCCUUGAGCCCAAGCGCCGGGCAGCAGGAGCAGGCGAGAGCCGUUCCUUGCCCCUUCUGCCCCGCCUGAGCAGGUCCUCUCAGGAUGGCAAUAGCUCCAUGUACUCCUCAACGUCAAGUUGGAGACGCGACACGGGCAUCGGCAUGCAGCUCCAUGGAACCCAAGGAACGUUGCUGCCAAUGUUGCAGCUGCCCAGCAUGUCCGAAGAGAUGCCGACGAACUUGACAAGAACAGCUCUGAGCUUCGAAAGUUCUAUGCCAGUUCCCCUGGAGAAAGUUGCAGAACCUUUUCUGCGGCCUUGGCAAUCUCAGGUCCGGACUGAAACUGGCCUGCCUGAGCCAGAGGCAGAAAAAGACUCGGCAACGAUGCGCUAUAUUCGAGUGUGCAACGCCACUGGUGUCGUACCAACAGCUGCUGUGCUGGAGAUGGUGCGACAGAGCGCCAUCUACAGCGGUGGCGAGCUUCUGUUGGAUGAUGAGUUGCUGGCCAUGUCAUCUUUGAUCGGCCACCUUAGCAGCAUUCGCGAGGUGGUCUUGGCUGGGAGCACCAAGCUGAGCGACAGUGCCUUGCAGAGUUUUUUGCAGCAGCUCUUUGGGCGACCCGCGAUGGAUUCCUUGGAAAAGCUGGACCUGGCCAGAUGCCGUGGCGCUGGGCCGAAAGCUGUCUCUACACUGGUGGCUUUGCUGGUGGAAUCCAGUGGCCUCUACAAACUGAGACACCUGGACAUCAGUGGUAUUCGCAUCUCUACUUCUAUGAUGACAGCGCUGUGCCACUCUUUGCACGUGCACCCUGCAAUCCGCUGUCUCCAUAUCGCCGACACAACGUUGGGUGUUCACCCCAACGCUGCCAGCUGUUUGCAAGAUUUGCUUGCAGCCCCAUUGGAGGUCUUGGGUCUUGGUUGGAAUUGCUUCUCCGAAGAGGCCUUGAAGUCAUUAGGUGACAUGCUUUCCGGACACAAGCGACUGCGUGAGCUGCACAUGCCAAACUGCGACAGCUGCGUUGGCAGUCACAGCUCCACCCAUGUCUUUCUGGAAGGCCUCUACCGAAAUAGCAGCCUUACGACGCUCGACCUCUCCAUGAAUCGGCUGGACUCCUUUGGUGCCUUGAUCUUGGAGGACUCUUUAGCUCAGCAUGCGAAGCUGAAGGAGCUCUACAUGAACCAGAACCCGCUGGGUUCCCAUGGGCUGCGGUGUUUACUCCGGCUGUUAAGCCUCAGCAGCUGCGGGCUUCGAUUGCUGGAAGCAUAUGGCUGUCAAGGUAGUGAGAAGCCCACGUAUCAAGCCACAGAGCCUUCAGGGCUUUACCGGUUGGAUCUAAGCCUGGCCCAUGGCAGGUCACUUCUGCGCUUGCUCUACAAGACAUGCGAAGCCCUGAAACUGGACAUUCCUCAGGCCUUCCAGAACUUGGUGUACACCCCGGCAGACUUGUCAAGGAACCAAGCGUUUCAACAUCCAGGGAAAGAUGCCUUUGGUGUUUAUUCUGUCCCCACCUCGGGCAUUGUCAGCUUCUGCUUUACUUUGGAUCCUGCACGGGGAAAGCUGGUUCCGGAGACAGAAGGUCUUGACGGCAGGUUUCGAGGGCCGCGGCCACUGGCUUCAAUGUAUUUGGACCGUCACUUCGCGUUGCUGCGGCGAAAGCUUACUUUCCGCAAGGUCGUUUGUUUGCUGGCGCAGUUCAGAAGCCUUAAAGGUCGACCCGAUGAGCAGAAACUGAUCCUCGAUGCUUUGUCUGCGGACUUCACUUUGGAAUAUGACUUUUUGUCUGUCAUAUCAGAGGAUGCAGUCCAGGGCAUCGACUCUCUGUGUCUUCUGCUUGCUGGUGUUCACAGGUCGCAGGUGCGCCUUUUCCUUGCCCUCACGCACUUGCCACGGCUGCGGGAAUACAUCAAGGUCUACAGACGCUGCGAGAGGCUCUUCAUCUUUAACCCAGAGAGUCCUUCAGGGCACUACAUCCUCGAUCUGUCGAAUUCGGCUGAUUUUGCAGUGGCUGAGAUGUUGAAGAUGCUGGAUGCCUGGGAGUCCUCAAUCGCACGAAACAAAGGCUUAGAAGAUCGCUCUCAGCAUGGCAACUGGUCAAGUGUGCGCAACUGUAGACAUCAAAACAAUUCGAUGAUCUCCUUAGCAGAUUGGAUCAUCCCCUUCCAUGAAACUUUGGAGUUGGACUUCAUCACUUGGAGACGUCCAGGUCCUGAUGCACAUCCAUUCCCGAUGGAGAGUUGGGACGAGAUGAUGGCGAAACUUGCGCAGGCGCCGCUCAAAUCACGGGCCAAAGUCCACGUACUGCGGAAUGUUUCUGAUCGCAUCUUCCUGACUUCCAUGCAGUGUAGACAGCUCGCGGGUAUUUUUGGAGAGCGAGAGCAAAAGAUGGAGGCGCUGUGCUGUGUGCUGAUGCGCCUCUCAGAUCCUCAAAACAUGAAAAUGGUGGCCUCACGCUUGGAUGUGGAUGAAUGGAAGGAACUCCGAAGACUUUGCGGAACCCUGACGCUCUUUCCAUACAUCCAGCCGGAGCAGCAGUCCUUUGUUCUUGACAUGUCCAUCCCCGAAGACCGGAUCGCUGCAAGCUUGAUGGUGCGGCUCAAUGUGAAGGAAUCGAAGAGGGGCAAUAUCAGAAAUCCCAGGUUUGUCAUGGCCGACAAGAGCGAGUAUCCUUUUGAACGUGGAGUGCCAACGUCCUGGCAAAACGUGCAGGCCAUCCCUCAAGGAGGCACUUUGAGUUGGCAGUAUAUGUGCUCCCCGGAGGAUCGCUGCAUGGAGAUGCGGCGUGAGCUCCUUGCACGCUGUGGGGGCUGGAAUGCCGACCUCAGCAAGGAAAACAUCAUUUGGUGGUCAUUCCUCCAGGGUGUGCCUCCAGCUGUCAGUAGUUUCCUGGUCCAUGUGAUGCGGCACUUCAAGAACAAUGUGCAGGCUGCGUUCCAGAUGAUUGACGGGCCUGAUGGCAACGGCGUUCUGUCCUUGAUGGAGUUCAAAAAAGCUGUGGCUAAUCUUGGUUGGAAAGAGUUCAAAGACCCUGAGAAAGCUGUCCAGAUCUUUCGCUACCUGGAUCCAGAUGGCGGAGGCUCCAUCUCCUUUGAGGAGUGGCAGGUGAUGAAUGGCCUCUUGCAGGAGCUGCAGCUUGCCAUUUUAGAGCUCCUUCAGCAUGUGCACUACACCUUUGGCAGCGUCGAGGUGGCAUAUGCGUUGCUGGACAAAGAUGGCAGCUCCACCGUGGACUUCGAAGAGUGGGACAAGGCCACGCGCUCGAUCGGCUACUUUGGUCCCACCAGCAUCAUCUACCAAUAUUUGUGCAUCGAUGACAAGCUGAAGACCUUGACCAAACAGAGAUGGAACGAGGUGCUGGAUCUGUGGAGUAAUCGAGAGGCCAUUUAUCGCAAGAUUCUGGCAGGGGGUUGAGCAACGUCUGCUGCAAGGCAGUGUUUGAGCGACAGUAGUUUCUUCCUACGGGGCGCUGCUAAGAAGGCCUUUUCAAUGCAAAAAGGAGUGCACUUCUAACACUCACUGUUUUACUCCUUCUUUUUGUCCUCUGACUUGCCAGCAUUGAGUGGGUGAUAGUGUACGUAGGCUCCUGCAAAGCAGGGCGGGUUUGUUGACUUGGCUUGUGCUGCAAGCUGUGCAACUUUUUAGCUCUUGGCGUUUGAAAUGCCUCCCAGAAAAUGACCCUAUCAAGGCCUUGUUCUGCCUUUUCGUGUC
Messenger RNA from Durusdinium trenchii, 4743 nucleotides. The record is from the annotation of a GenBank genome assembly. Lineage: Eukaryota; Dinophyceae; Suessiales; Symbiodiniaceae.